This is a messenger RNA of Cloeon dipterum, 2902 nucleotides long. RefSeq lists its product as uncharacterized. The record is from RefSeq and is a predicted model, not a curated record. The transcript is spliced from 8 exons. The coding region runs from base 95 to 1462 and encodes 455 amino acids. NCBI's taxonomy places the organism in Eukaryota, Metazoa, Arthropoda, Insecta, Ephemeroptera, Baetidae.
GAUGACUGAACGGACGCUGCUGCUGCUGUUGGAGUAGGAGAAAAAUCGAGUGCGUUAACUUCCUCGUCUGUUUUGAUGGAAGGUCACAAUUGAAAUGACACAUCCAACGACCAAGCUCUUCAUCAUCAUAAAUGUCAUCAUCGCUACCAACGUCCAAAAUGGACUGUCCAUGUAUGGAACCUCCGAAUUCGAGAUGAAAAUGUUUGAGUCUGGCCAAAAGCAGUUUGAAAUGGCUAAACAAAGGGGCAGUUUGCCCCGGCAAGGAGAGUGCUGGAAGUCGGCAAUCGCCAGCCUGGAAACAGGUUGCAACCAGCUGGACGAAAAUCAGCAUGCCAUGCUGGCCCUGACGUUGGCCGACUGCUUUUUGGAAAUGUCCGGAGCGAGUAGACACAAAUGCGGCGGCUUGCAGGACGCAGCUAAAAGAGCCUCUUGCAUCAAGGGAAUGCCGGACCGGGCCUUCGGCGUUUUCACUGAGUUCUUCUCACAUGUCACCAACAUGUGUUUUUAUCUGAAGAGUAGCGUGUGGCACGAAAUCGCCAGAAAAACAACUGAUAGCCUGUUGACUAUGUCGAUGAGGGUGGACAGACAGAUGAAAGACAUGCUGACUUCCAAUGAAAAUCUAAUCGCUCACCAAGUCAAAACUAUUGCGCUCCAAGAGCAGGUCAUCAACAACGGAGUGAAUUUGGAUGAGGUUAUCAAGAACUCGGCCACCUCAGUUGCAAGACUCCUCUCAGAAUUCCAGGAGAGCACCAUGGAGCAAAGGUUGGCCCUCCUCGACCUCUCUCAAAGGCUGUCAGCAUUGCAGUCGUGGGCUGUUGGUGAAGUCUCGUGGCUGGAAUCUCUGGCAUUUUUUGCCUUAGCAGUGUGCACGGCCUACCUGACAACGGCCUGGACCAGGGCCGCCCAAGCUAGAGGCUGGAUUUUCAUCCUGCUUUUUGUCGGGGUCCUCUUGGAGCAGGCCAUUUUCAAAAUUGUUCUUGCCAAGCUUGAUGGAGCUUCGACUUUAUUUGUAAAGGAUUUUGAACAGGAAAACAUCUACUUCUGGGUGUGGAAGCUGCGGUAUUUGAUCGUCGUGCUUUGCUUCAUGGUGUAUCUCUACUGCAUAUUCACCUACGUGGACUACUCCCAAGAAAACAACAAGCUGCUGACGACAAUUCACGACGUUGUGUUGAAACUGCAAAGCACCACAACCAUUGACACCUUGGACGUCCGCGAGCCAGUUAGACUGGAUCAAAUUGAGACUGACAAGAGUGACGUUGACGACAACAGAACCAGGCGAGAGACCAGUGUCACUUUCGUCAGGGUCGAGCAGAAAACUUAUACGGGCAAAUCAAAGGUACCUACGAGGAGCAGAAGGAAAGCAAUGGCAAUUUUGGAGGACGAUGGAGACCUGGAUUCUCCCAACUCCACUCGGUACAACUUGCGGAAUACGCCAGUGCGGCAGUUGACUUCAGACAACUAGACGAAAGUGCCACAAACCGUUGGACUCGAGGGCCAGAGGCAGACACAGUCCGAGGCUAUCUUUGGGCAGUGCCAGCUGGCGGAAGAGGUCGGUGUCGCCCUUGAGCUCCUUCACGUCUUUCUUCGUGUACGCUGUUUUACCGUCGAUACCUGAAACGCAUUUAUUUUGUCCUCUCUAGAACUUUAAGUUUUAACACCAACUCACCAAAUAGAACAUUUCGGACCCUAGAUUUGUUUAGUGAAAUGUCCUGGUCGAUCAGCAUAUGCAAAGUGAUAUCGUUUUCCGCUAGCAUUUGGCUUGUGAACGGAUAAUCGAGCUGGAACAAAAUGCAUUUAAGCUGGUGGUUUAAUUUUUGUCUCUAAUAAGUUACCACGCUACUUGAGCUGCUACAGUUUGAGCAAGGAAUGAGAAUGAAAGUCUUGGAGGCUUUGGGCCUGAAUCUCAUUUUGGCAGCAUAUGUGAUCGCAUCAAUUGAGGAAGUUGCACCGUUGCCUGAAAAAGUUGAAAAGCAAUUAACCUGUUUUUAAAUUCAUGCAGGAUAAGGUGAUAUGGAUUAUUUUAUUUUGUAACUCAAUUAUGUGUAAAAAUCUUAAAUUGACCAUUUUCAAAUUUACUGAAAAUUUAUUAGUUUAAAUUUGACCUUCCGUUUUUACUUUGUUUGAAACUAAUGUAGAAUUUAAUUUAAAUAAGCAAUUAAUAUAAUUUGCCAUUUUCCAACUAACUGCAGCAUAUGUUAAUAACAAAUUUACCUAUUGGUAGAUUAUCAAGCAAGUUGCUUGCAAAAACCUCUGAAAACUCCUUGUUAGUCAUAAGAGUGCGAGGCUCGUCAAACACGCCAUCACCGCCAAAAGUGACGACCCCAAACCUAUUGUUAAAAGUUUGAUAAGCUACUUGGAUUGACAUCAACUGACAGGAAACAAUUUUACCUGUUGUUUGUAAUAUUCGCCUCUCGCAAUUCAACGUUCAGAAUGUUAAGGAAUUGCUGGAUGUGUUUAAAACGUGAUAUAUUUCCGUUGCAAUCUUUCGCCUCGACGAUGAGCACAAUGUCAGUAGUCCACGGUUCGUUUUCCAUGAUCACUUCCAUAAUUUCGCCGUUGGCCAAAACUCUCUCUUUGAUAUCACACCUGAAGUCAUUAAAAUUUGCAAUCAAGGCUGUAUUAAAUUGACACGUGUAUAUUUUCGUACCAAAUGCAUUCGUCGGGCAGAGUGAUAAUGACGUUUGCUUGGCUGCACUCUUCCAUGUACGCCUUAGCAGAAAUGCAAGCUUCUUUGUCCUUGUAAACUUUGCUUGUAAGACACAUCUCCUUGAAUGGCUCAUAGUCAACCUGGAGUCACAAAUUUUAACAUAGUCAUAGUCAUGUGUUUUGUUUUAGUUUGACUGUCCUUUAAACUGGAUUUCCUACUAACUUUCCUAAUAAAUUAGUUUGUCUGAAAAAUAAA